GACGUGAAAGAAUUGCGAUGACGAAAAUUGAUGAAAUGGUUAUCCGGGUGCUGUACGGAAGCGAGACCGGAACCGCUCAAGACGUCGCCGAGCAGAUCUGGAAGAGCGCCAAAAGAAAAGGAUUGCAAAGCGCCGUAUCAUCUCUGGAUGAAUAUGAUAUUCAAAAUCUCCCUUCCGAACAACUGAUUAUCUUCGUUGUCGCAACGACUGGACAAGGAGACCCUCCAGCCAACAUGAAACAAUUUUGGAGACAACUAUUGCGCAAAAAUCUUCCAGCAACCAUGCUCAAAAAUCUAAAAUAUGGCGUACUUGGAUUGGGCGACAGUUCAUAUUCCAAAUUCAACUUUGCUGCGAAGAAAUUAAACAAACGCCUUGCGCAAUUAGGUGGCGAAGAAUUAUUGCCCAUUGGACUUGCUGAUGAUCAGCACAAUCUGGGAAUUGACGCUGUAGUUGAUCCCUGGAUCAAAAAAUUAUGGGACGAAAUUGUAGACGUUUUUGAAAUUUCUGUGAAAGAGAAAACGAAUGAAGAAAAUUUAAUAAUCGAGAGAUUUGGUGUUUCAAUAAUAGAAAUAAAUCAAUUAAAUCCGAUACGUAUUGACGAACUGUUAACAGGCAGUCCGUACCAAUCAAAUGCUGACAUCUAUGCGCAAGAAACGUUCAUAAAUAGCGAUGUUAGAAUAGGAACAAUAGUCGAAAAUAUAAGAACCACUUCCGAAGAUCACUUUCAAGAUGUUAGAUUAAUAAACAUCCAAGCGGAUAAUAUUAAAUAUGAUCCUGGAGACGUUAUCUACAUUAGACCAAAGAAUACUGCGGAACAGGUGAAACGAUUUUUCGACAUACUACGCGAACACGAGAUAAAACUGUUUCCAGACACGGUGAUCCAAGUAUCGGAGAAGGAGAUAAAGGUUCCGUUUGUUUUAAAACGAAAUUUAACUUUGAGGGAGAUCGUUGAGCAAUACUGGGACCUGAAUUUCAAGCCACGAAGAUCUACCAUGCACACUUUGUCUCUUGUCAGCGACAAUGAGUUGGAGAAAGAAAAACUGUGCGAAUUUGCCAGUCCGAUUGGUCAAGAAGAGCUUUAUGAUUAUAUAAACAGACCGAGACGAAAUAUUUUGGAGGUUCUCACAGAUUUCCCUCACACGACCAGUAAGAUGAACAUUAAAUUAUUGUUUGAAAUCAUGUCGCCAAUAAAGCCACGUCCUUACAGCAUUGCCUCCAGCUUAGAAGCUACUCCAAAUAGAAUACAAGUUUUGGUAGCGGUAGUUAAAUUUAAGACCAGAUUGGUGGAGCCAAGAUUUGGGUUAUGUACAAAGUGGCUAGCAAGUUUAAAAAAUAACAACAAAGUGAUCUUUUGGCUGCAGAAAGGAACUUUUCGAUUCAACAAUGACAAGCCGAUGAUUUUGAUUGGCCCUGGAACUGGAGUGGCUCCGUUUAGAUCUUUGCUUUUGGAGAGGGCAAAAAAAGAAAAAGACCUGAAAGAAUGCAUCCUGUUCUUUGGAUGCAGGAAUGAGGAUAAGGAUUAUCAUUGCAGGCAGGAUUUUGAGCGUUUAUCGAGGGAGAACAAUCUGAAAGUGUUCUGCGCGUUUUCCAGAGAUCAGGAUCGUAAAAUAUAUGUGCAGCAUGUUAUCCGCCAGCAAAAGGAGCUGUGCUGGCAAUUUUUAGAAAACAAUGGCAGUAUUUAUUUAGCGGGAACAGAACCUGUACGUCUUUCACCGGGAUGGGAAGGUACAGGUAGACCUGACGACGAAUUGAAUUUUAAAGGCGUUACAAUGGAUCAAGCAGAUCUUGAAUUGAAUCCUCCUAGAGAUAGAUUAAAUUUAGUAUUUUUCAUAUUGGUACUGCAUGGAAUCGGUGCCUUGAUGCCAUGGAAUAUGUUUAUAACAGCUAAACAAUAUUUUGUCGGAUACAAAUUGUCUAAGGAAUAUACUGGUGUAGAUACGAACUAUGCGACGAAUUUUCUAGCAUAUCUGGGAUUUGCAUCACAAGUACCGAAUUUGUUAUUCAACUGGUUAAAUGUAUUUUUACAAUUUGGAGGUAACUUGACGACGCGCAUAGUAUGGAGUAUCUUUGUUCUGGUCUUGAUAUUUGUCUUUACUGUCGUCUUGGCAAUGACUGACAGUUCUGACUGGUCCGGAGUAUUCUUCUGGAUUACUAUGGUAUCCGUUGUUAUAUUAAAUACUGCCAAUGGCAUUUACCAGAACUCGGUGUUUGGAAUGGCAGCUAAAUUACCCAUUAAGUACACGGGCGCUGUUGUUUUAGGCUCAAAUAUCAGUGGAACUUUUACAGCUAUAAUAAACUUCCUAGCGCAAAUAAUGGCUCCAAACGCGCGCACCGCCGCCAUAUAUUAUUUCAUCACGGCUUUGUUCAUUCUCUUGGCUUGCUUUGACACAUACUUUGCACUUCCAAUUAACAGGUUCUAUCGAUAUCACGAGCUUCUCCAUCAGAAAGAGAUGAAUAAAAGACAAUUAGAGAGCAGUUCAAGAGGAAAACAUAAACCUAAACCAGCCUAUUGGCUGGUGUUCAAGGCGUGUUUCCCACAAUGCUUCAACACAUUUUUAAUCUUCUUCGUUACUUUAGCGCUUUUCCCAUCUGUCCAAUCCGAUAUACGUUCUUCAGAUGAGAAUUUUGUGGUUCCAUCUGACUAUUAUAGCAGCGUUAUGUGCUUUUUAACGUUCAAUAUCACCGCCAUGCUGGGAAGCUCGAUUGCAUCAUUAGUUCAGUGGCCGAGCAAGAGAUAUCUGGUGAUCCCAGUGGUUCUGCGACUUGCUUACAUACCGUUAUUCUUGCUCUGCAACUAUCACCCGGCUGAAACAAAAAGAAUAUUGCCGAUACUUAUCAAUAAUGAUUGGGUGUUCUUCGUCAUUGCCGUUACUAUGGGCCUUAGUAGCGGCUAUCUGUCGUCAUUAUCGAUGAUGUAUUGCCCUAGAAUGGUGGAUUCGCAGUACGCUUCGACAGCUGGCAUGUUUGGGGCAGCGUCUUUGAUCACGGGGAUUUUCACGGGAAUUCUAUUUUCCAUGGUGAUGCCUUCUCUCGUGGCCAACGUGACAUUUUGAUCGUUUUAAAGUUAAGAUUCAGCAUCGCGAUAUGCUUAUAUAUUAACUCAGGAGCUAGAAAAAAGAUUAAAAAUUAAGAAUGCACAGUUUAUCUUUCACAAUUACAAAUUAAUAUAAAAUAAUUUAAAAACUUGGAGAAAGAACAAUGUCGAAGAGGAUAAGUAAAAUGUUAUUUCUAAGAACAGCUCGAGAAAAGAAAUAAUAUUUCAGAAACGGAAGUUACUUUCUUCGACACGAAUGAGAGAAGUGUUUUGGAGAAUGCUCUUUGCUUAUAUAUACGUUAAACAUAUACGUAUAAAUCUAUAUAUACAUAUAUCUCUAAUCUACAAUUCUUUAAAUAACAAACUAUAAGGAUGAACUUUUAAGUAAAAGCCGUUUGAAGUAAUGCGUGUUUUUUAUAGGUGUGUGGCUUGAAGUUUCUAUUGAUUGAUGAUUUUUAAAGUCCCGUUAAUAGGAGAAAUAGAAAUACGAAAGUAAAUUAAGACCAUGUAAAGUGCAUUAAUGACACAAUCUGAUCGUCUUACAACAGAUUUGUAUAGGAAAUACCGGAAUCCAUGGUUUUAUGAGGUUAUAGAAACUAGGUCUACUAUAUUACUACUGCCCCUAUUACUAAAACCGGACCAAUAAGCCUUAUUAAUAAAAAGAAGCUAUGCGUCGCUUCAGUUUUUGUAUUCAAAUAGUAAUCGCUAAAUCAUUAAAUUUAUCAGGAAGAUCACGUAUAAAAUCUGUAUAAUUCGUUGCGCGUUUAACGCUAUAUACAUAUAACGUUCAUUUAUUACGAUCACAUUUAAAAGAGAAUGAAAACAUUUAAUACAAUUAUUAUCGAAUUAUUUCUCAUAUAGCACUAAACACGCAACGAGAAUAUAUCUCUUAAUGGAUAAGCAUUACAUUUUCAAAUAGAGUUUACGCUAAAGUUGCCAUGCUGAAUUUUUCUGCAGAGAAUAUUUCGUUUUUAAAUUAGUCUGGUCAUAGAUAUGUUACAGUAUGAAACUAAUUUUAAAGACGAGAUAAUUUUAAAUGACAAUUCUCAGCAUUCUACAAAUUAAACAAUUAUAUAUAUGAUUUUACUUAAUUAUAUUAAAACUAAAUUUACAAUUUCGAAUUGUCUAAAUUCUGCAGCUUGAAUCUGGUAAAAUUAAAAGUCAACAUAAUUACAAAUAAUACAAAAUAAAAGGCCAAGUCUGAUAAUUUCUUUACAUCAUAAUAGAAUGUAACAAGAUCUGAUGUAAUAGUCUUGUAAUGAAUUUUUGUUUUAUUUGUAGCAUUAUAUUCUACUCCGCAAUUACAAGGUUGUAUUUUUUUUACUUUUUUUAGUACUAUUUGGUAUUUUAUUUAAUAUUUUUA
Temnothorax curvispinosus is the source of this 4397-nucleotide messenger RNA. RefSeq names its product NADPH-dependent diflavin oxidoreductase 1 (gene Ent2). Gene Ontology annotation, molecular function: FMN binding; NADPH-hemoprotein reductase activity; flavin adenine dinucleotide binding. Gene Ontology annotation, cellular component: plasma membrane; cytosol. Bases 18 to 3053 code for a protein of 1011 amino acids. The record is from RefSeq and is a predicted model, not a curated record. The transcript has 12 exons. NCBI's taxonomy places the organism in Eukaryota, Metazoa, Arthropoda, Insecta, Hymenoptera, Formicidae. Gene Ontology annotation, biological process: nucleoside transmembrane transport.